AUGAGCAGCACAUUUGUAACAUUAGCUGAAGUGUUGGAGGCUCGAGGGGGCCCUCUGCUGGAGGAGGAGGUCUGGUCCCUGCUGCUGGCCACUGCAGAGUCUUUAGUGGAUGUCUCUUAUAAGGGUCAGAACAAUAUGUGUAAUAUAAUAAGCCCCACCUCCCUGCUGCUGUCAGCCACUGGCACUUUAGCAUUUAAGAGCUGCGGCCUAUCAGACGAGGUUUCCACCUUCACCGCUCCGGAGAUGCUGCAGGGCCGCGCCAGCUCAACCAAACCGGCCAUGGAGAGGAUGCUGGUGUAUUCACUGGGUAUGACUCUCUACUGGUCAGUUGAUUUUCACCUACCUCAAAAUCAGCCAGUCCAGUUGAGUGACCACCUGAACAGCCUCCUCCUCAGCAUGUGUGAGGAUCUGUCCCACCGCAGGAUCAAUCUCAACUCCAUCCUGGAAGCCUGCGAGUCUCAGCACAAAGCCUCCAUCCUGCCUCCGCCUGCCAAAGUCAUCAGACAGCUGGUGGAGGAGGUUUUCCAUGAAUCUAUGGACCAUGGCUCUCUCCCUGACAGUAAUGUCCCUUUGAACGGCAGGAGUCAGAUGAUCAGAGAGAGACUUCAUGGAAAGAGGGGGCCUCUGUCAGACUUCAGUGAAGGAAGCGCUGAGGGGAGGAGAUACUCAACGGACUCUGACUCAAAGUCAGGGAGUUUACAUCAGAGACCUUGGAGACAAAGACCAAGGAGUUCUACCACGCCGCUGUACCACUCUUCUUUAGACAGACUCCCUCGUGGGGUUCGUCACAGGGACAGCAACUGCAGUUGGCUUGGCGGGAGCCCCCACCACAACAUUUCUCCAAAGACGCCGGGCAGAUCUCAGAGUCCCUCCAUCACCUUCAGUGAGUCCUCGCUCAGCCUGAGCCAGAGGAAAGCCAAGUCUUUGGGUCCUGAGUUCGCCAGGAUGCCAGAUGAACAACAAAUAGUCCUCGAGCUUCCCGGAUCUAUCGUGUCCAAAAAGGGCCGUUCUUGCUCGUCUCAGAGAGAAGUGACUGUGGUGCUGCCAAACGGACAGUAUGUGGUGGUUCGCUGUGACAUUAAGUCCAAAGCACGAGAUGUGUUUGACAUGGUGGUGGCUCAUGCAAACUUGGUGGAGCACUUCUACUUUGGUCUUGCCUUUAUAGAUGAUGAUGAAUAUUUCUUUUUGGACCAUGACAUAAAGAUCUCCAAAGUUGCACCUGACAGCUGGAAAAAAGGGCAGAUAUCCUCCUUUUUGGUGUUUCUAAGGGUUAAAUUUUUCGUUGAUGAUAUCUCCUUCAUCUUGCACAAGCUGACCCGUCACCAGUACUACCUACAGCUGCGUAAGGAUAUCCUGGAGGACAGGCUGUACUGUAAUGAGGAGACGAGCUUGUUUCUGGUUGCUCUAGCUCUGCAGGCUGAGUUUGGUGACUACAUGCCAGAGCUUUAUGGAAAGAACUAUUACCAGCCAGAGCAUUAUGUGUCUAAGAGGAUGCUGGAGAAGCUGGCCCUGCCUAAUAUCAAGGAGGAGUUACCAAGACUGCAUUCAAGUCACGCACAGAUGCUCCCUGAAGAAGCUGAAACCGAAUAUCUCAAGAUUGCCCAGCAGUUACCGGAGUACGGGGUUAUGUUCCACCGUGUGGGUAGAGAGAAAAGGCCGGUGAUGGGAGAGUUAGUUUUGGGAGUCUGUUCCAAAGGAAUCAUAGUGUACGAGAUGAAGAACCACCUCCGCGCCGUCACCAGACGCUUCCUCUGGAGGGAAACUGACUCCAUAUCAACUGGGCGACGUAAACUGAUUAUAGAGUGCGGCGGACCCAGCGGGAGAAAGCACAGUUUUGUAACAGAGAGCUCAAAAAUAGCACAGUACCUCCUGAACCUCUGCUCGGCACAGCACAAGUUUCACAGUGAGAUGACGUCGCGACAACUGAACCACACCUUGAUACCAGAUGAAAACAUGGAGAAAUACCUGUCCGUCUACCAGAGUCAUAACUUGAACCUGAAGCGGAUGUCGUGCUCAGAGGGCAUGCUGAACCAUGUCGGUGUAACACCUGGUCAGCCGGACUCUAUCUCAAAGUCAUGUGAUGACCUAACAGCUAAGCUGGAGGCUCGGCUGCGCCAGCAGAGAGAGAUGAGGAGGGAGAUGAGCCGAGAGCUGAACAAGGAGCUCCUUGACUCAGGAGAGCACAGGGACACGAGAGAGCGACAGUGCUGGAGCACUCAAGAGCAGAUUCCCAGAGGGAUGUCCAGUGUGUCACUACAGAAGCAGGACUCCGACGCGUCUUCCUCCAUAAGAGUUGAAACACCGACCAGGACCCCACCUGAGAGAGAGAUCGUCUGUGUCAGCCUGAAAAAAGAUGCCAAACUUGGCUUUGGAUUUGUGAUUGUAGGUGAGGACAAUACAGGUAAACUCGACCUUGGGAUCUUCAUUGCUUCGAUUGUGCCUGACGGGCCCGCGGACAAAGAUGGACGAAUAAAACCAGGUGGACGCCUCAUUUCACUCAACAAAACGAGUCUGGAAGGAGUGACGUUCAGUGACGCUGCUGCUAUCCUACAGAGCAGCCCUGAUGAGGUGGAGCUCAUUGUGUCCCAGCCUAAACAGUCUCUGAAGGACCGUAAGAGCUCCCUGAGUCAAAGCACUUUGGGGUUAGCAUUGGAGAGGGGCUUUGGGUCACAGACCACUCUGAGCGGCACCGAGUACCGUCCUGCCAUGGAGGAGCUGGAGGAGGCCAUCACUCUGUCCAGUCUGGCAACCCUGAAACAAAACAGGAGGCUUCACAUUCCUGUUGUCAGAAUUCAUGAUGCCCAGGACGUAUGUUCCAGGUCUCCCUCUAUCCUUAGUCUGAAAACUGGGGAGCGGUUUAUGGUGGAGCUGAAGAAAAGUGGUGGCAGUCUUGGCAUGAGUGUUGCUGGAGGAAUAACCACCAACGUGCGAUACGGAGGCAUUUACAUCAAGAGUCUGGUGCCUGGAGGAGCUACAGAGCAAGACGGACGAAUACAAAUCGGUGACAGACUGCUGGAGGUUGAUGGGUCCAACCUAAGGGGCGUGACUCACCAACAAGCUGUCGAGUGCCUGAAGAGGACUGGGGAGGUGGUGAACCUGCUGUUGGAAAGGGAGCCAACCAUAAUACUGGAGCCCAGACCUGAAUCUCCCUGCCCCCCUUUGGCCCAGUGUCCAUCACACACACAGCCCCCCAGGACUGAAGUCUCCAUGGAAACGACCUUGAGUGGUCGAGCCAAGGACUACAGCUUUGUGACUGAUGAAAACACACAUGAAGUGGUGCUGAGGAAGAGUUUGUCCGGCCUCGGUUUCAGCUUUAACAUCUCGUGGCUGCACUCGGGGCCCGACAGUGGCAGCGUGGUCCGUAUCAAGCGCCUGUUCCCGGGACAGCCGGCGCUGGAGAGCGGCCUGCUCCGAGAGGGCGACAUCAUCCUGUCGGUGAACAAAGAGCCCGUCAAGGACCUCUCUUACCAGAGAGUCUUGUUUCUGCUACGUGGUGCUCCAUCUGAAGUUCAUCUGUUGAUCUGCAGACCAGGUCCUGGAGUAUUUUAUGUUGUAGAUGAAAACACACUGAGUCCUGCAGCCUUCAGAGAGGUCCGGUCUCGGUCUCUGGACAUCAGACUAGGAGAGGACUACAGCCAGCUGCUUAAGUUUAAAUAUGAUGUCAAAAUACCCGUCCAGAAGUCGGCUCCCACCCAGGAGGACGAUGUGACCAACGCAGCGGAAAAGAGGCCAGAACCUCCUGCACCUCCCGCGCUCCCAGACAACCAGGAGGGUGUUGAAAUCCAAGGCCAGAACAACCAGCCUCUCCCAUCCCCUCCCCGCUCGCCCCCGUCACCCACAUCGCCCACGUCGCCUCCGUCGCCAGUCUCACCAGCCUCGCCAGCCUCGCCCGCUUCCCCAGCAUCACCUGCCUCACCUGCACCCGGCUCUCCGACAGCCCCGUCAGAGUCCCAACCGACCGCUGGGAGACCGCCAGAGGAGGUGGAAGCAAAGCAGAGGAGCAGAGGCAAAGAGGAGGAGAAGGAGGUGGCAACGACGACAAGCUCCGUUGUGACGCCUAUGGACAUCUGUCCUAAAACUGUUUAUUCCAGUGGAGUCCGAGAGGAGGCCGAUGGAAGUGUGACCUACUGUCUGAUGGGAAAUGGACUGACCAUCAUGGCGGACGAAGAGUACCUGACCAUCAGCUCCACAAUGGAGCCUCCUCACAGCUUUUCCUCCAAUCUCACCUCUCACACCCCCUCAACCAACCUCCCAGCCCCCCACUCUCAAACCUCCGUCCCCAGCUCUCAGAAUCCAAACCUCAAUCCUCACAUCCCGACCACAAACAUCUCACCUCUCAACCUCUCGUCCGACACCCUGAACACCUUCCCCCUGACCCACCCUUCUCAGCCCCUAACGACGCAGCCGCCCAAAGCCAAGCACCACCCGAUCCAGCAGGUUCUCCCCAGUCACUACAAAGCCAUGUCCAAGAGCAGCAGGCCUCUUGUGCCUCCACCUCAGCCUCCUGCUCCGUCACCGUCCCCCAUCACAGCGCAGGUCAUGUCCUCCGUGCCUCCCUGUGCAAGUCCACCUGCACCGACGCUACCUCCCCCAGUGCUGCCCCCUAUUGGUCCGAGCCACACGCUGCUGAGGGAAGAACCAGAGAAAAGAGAGAGGACGUACAAGGAUGAUGAUGCAGAUUUGGAUGAAGAGGAGGAAGAGAGUAGAAGAAAGGGUUUGGUCAAAGAGUUUGAGCUGACAGUCUUUCUGAGCAAAUCCAGGAGUGGAAGCUUUGGGUUCACCAUCACCCGAAGCAAGCUGGACAACUGCUACUACAUCCAGGAAAUACUGGACAACCCCGCCAAGUCAGACGGUCGACUCAGAGCUGGAGACAGACUCAUCACAGUAAAUGGGCACAAUGUCACCAGUGUUGCAGACGAUGUUGCCAUGACGAUCCUCAGGUCGUCUCCGAGAAAACUGAGCAUGACCCUGGGGAGGGCUGUUACCAACCUGGUGGCCCCGCCUCCCUGUGACAGCCUGCCAGAUGUUGUUCUCUACAAGACGCCUUCAGGACAGCUUGGUAUUAAACUGACAGGAGGCAUUGGCAGCAAAUGGCAGGGCAUCUACUGUCUGGAGGUGGUGCCAGGCUCACCUGCCAGCGAGGAGGGCAGCGUCCAACCCAACGACAAGAUCCUCUACAUCAGUGGCAGGUGCACGCUGGGAAUGACCCUGGAGGAUGCAGUCAAAGCCUGUGAGAUCGCCCCGCGAAAAGUUAAACUCAAAAUCAUCAGAGAAGAAACACCAGUGACCCCGAAGGCUAAGUGGAACGGUCUGUUUGACUGGAAGAAGGACAGGAAAUUCUUUGCCCGUUUUGAAGAGCCGGUCUCUCCAGAGAGAGACUCUCCUACUGAAGAUGUCGAAGCUGUGUGUAGGACUGCGGGGAAUUUUCGAUGUCUCCCUUUCACCCAAGAUAAAGAUAGUUGCAUCAUGCAAGUGGACUUCACAAAACCAGAGGGAGGAGGCCUCGGCUUUGCUUUGGUUGGGGGAACUAAUGGCAGCAUGCUCAGAGUGAAGGAUAUCUGCUCUGGUGGAGUAGCUGAGCAGGACGGUCGACUGAGAGUUGGAGAUAUUCUAUUAGAGGUGAACGGCGUGAUCGUGUCCGGUCUGAGCCACAGUAAAGUGGUGGACAUCCUGCGUAAAGCGGAGGGCUCUGUUCAGCUCACCAUCUGCAGAGACAUCCUGCCCCUGACCUACUCUGAGUCACCCACACCGCCCAACAUGUCCGCUCACACUGAAGCUAUUCUAGCCGAGCAGCCGGCUCCUGUGUCCAGCCCUGAUACCUGCUCCUCUCCUGACGUCGUGCUGAAAAAGCCAGUCGAGCGCCCUCCAGAGAUAACAUCAGAUCCUGUGCUCGCUGAAGCUGGUGUGGUGCUAACCUCACCCCCGCCGCCACCUCGACGGCUGACUAUAGUCACAGACGAGGCUGCAGUUAAACAGGAGAGCUGUGAAAGCACGCCUUCUCAUCAAGCUUGCUGCCCGUCCCUCAAUGUCACUGACAUGUUGCAUGGAGCUUCUGACAGGAAACAAAUUGUGACCAAACUUUUGGACCAGUCCUGCAAAGACAUCCGGAAAACUCAGUCAGAUGGCUGGAGCAGCGAAGAAGAAGAAGAAGAAGAAGAUGAUGUGUUUGAAGCCACCAGUCUCGAAACAGCCUCACCACAAACAGGCCCACCCAUAGUUUCAGAGGAGGAACUGGCAAGUUUAGCCGUAAUUAGUCCCUCUAAGACCAGCCAGUACUCCGGUUCCAGGGUUAAAGCUCUCAUCCAGAUUCUGCAGCAUCAACUGGACCAGCAGGAACUGGUCAAAGAAUUCAUGGCUCUGGAGCAUCUGAAGCCCACGGACAACUGUUUGGUGGGAAAAGCCCCAGAGAACAGAGAUAAGAACCGCUACAGAGACAUCCUCCCCUAUGACAAAACUCGUGUUGCCAUUGGAGACAACCAGGACUAUAUAAACGCCAGCUUCAUCCGCUUGCAAGUUGGCGAUGAAGAGUUCUUCUACAUCUCCUGCCAGGGCCCUCUGCCCUCCACGGUGCCGGCCUUCUGGCAGAUGAUCUGGGAAAACAAAUCUGACGUGAUCGCCAUGAUGACCCAGGAAGUAGAGCGGGGAAGGAUUAAAUGUCACAAGUACUGGCCACAGAAGCUGGGCGUGCCUCUGGAUACGGGCAGGUACCAAAUUCACCUGGAGAACCAGCAGCACCUGGACUACUUCCACAUCAAGGUCAUCCGCAUGGUGGAGACAGAGUCCGGUCAGACCCAUUUUGUCCGUCACCUGAAGUUCACACACUGGCCUGACCACGGCGUGCCACAAAGCUCCGAGCAACUGGUUCGCUUCAUCCGCUACCUGAGAGCGGUGCAUCACGAAGGACCGGCCACCGUGCACUGCAGCGCCGGCAUCGGACGCGCAGGAGUUCUUAUCUGCACUGAUGUUCUUCUCAGCCUCAUUGAGAACGAUUUGCCUAUUGAUGUGACUGAAAUCGUAAAAGAGAUGAGGCUUCAGCGUCAUGGGAUGAUUCAAACCAAGGAACAGUAUCUCUUCUGCUACAAAGUCUGGUUGGAGGUUUUACAGGGCAUUUUACAGCUUCACGGCAACCAAUGGCAACCGGAAAGUCCCAGAGACCACAAAGUCGUCUGAAUGUUUCCACCUCCACUUCAGCGAGCUGUAAAGCACUGACUGACUUUUAGAAACCACGUGCAGGCUAUCACAGCACAGACCGGAGAUCUCUUUUUCUUUGGCUGUAGUUUAGUUUAAUUAGCUUUUAUGAAACCUGUACUUCCUCUCCGUUUUGAUACUUUGUGUUGAGCCCUUUUGUUAUUGACUUCUACUCUUUUUUUUUUUUUUUUUUGUUCUGUAUGUGCUCUCGGUGCUGUGAUGAUGUCUGUUUAAUUUAGAUCACUGAGGUUGUUUUGCCUUUUCAGGCUUAGUGAUUUGCCUUCUGUCUCUUAGCAACUUUUUUUUUUUCAAAUGUGUGUGUCACUUUUUGAAUGUUUCUCAUUUACUUUCUCCCCAUUUCCUCAUU
Messenger RNA from Labrus bergylta (ballan wrasse), 7555 nucleotides. RefSeq names its product protein tyrosine phosphatase non-receptor type 20 (gene ptpn20). Lineage: Eukaryota; Metazoa; Chordata; Actinopteri; Labriformes; Labridae. Gene Ontology annotation, molecular function: protein binding; protein tyrosine phosphatase activity. Gene Ontology annotation, cellular component: cytoskeleton. The record is from RefSeq and is a predicted model, not a curated record. Gene Ontology annotation, biological process: protein dephosphorylation.